AUGGCCUACCCCCGACGCCUGAGCGGUACCCACCUCGCACCCAACACCCGCGCCCGCGCCACGCGCUCCUCAUCCGACGACGACGCCCAAACAGGAGCAGACUCACCAUCUCUGACACCCCCACGCCCUUUCUUCUUGUCCGGCGACACCAACAGGUCCUCCGCCUCAUCGACAGGCACCGGGGGCGCAGAGACGUCCUCGCUCGACCCGCCCUCUGACUCGGACGCGGAGAUCACCAUCCCACCACGAGCUAUACCGCAUCACCAGCGCGUGCAUGGACACGGGCGCAGGCGCUCGGGAAUGUCUGCUGCAGCCGCAUCGGCCUCAGCAGGGGGAUACGCCCCGCUGGACAACCCCUCAUCCCCACUGACACCCGCCUAUCCAACGUCCUCCAAACGACGCGGCUCGAUGACCGCGCUGCCACCAGGUGCUGCACCACCCGCACCCCCAGCGCCCGACACACCCCCUCUUCCCCCAUCCCCGCCGACCAACUCGGCGUUGUUCACCAAAGCAUUGCCCUCCAAGCCGCCCCCGUCAUCCUUUGCUUUCCCCUUCCAGGCGUACCCAGGCAACCCCGACCCCGGCCUGUCAAUCCCAGGUCUCUCGCGCCGCCGCUCGUCGCUGGACUCUGCGACGAUGUCCGGGUUAUUACCUGCAUCGCAUACGUAUGGGGACGAUGGUGUUGGUAGUGGAAGUGGAAGUUUCCCGCGCCAAGGCUCGCUCACGGACCUGCGCAAGCCCUUCGCGCCGUUCAUGGCCGGCUCAGGUGCAGCGACGCCCACGUCCGAAGGCGGCGGCGGGAACGCAUCCUCGUCGUCCCUCCCACGCUCAUCCUCCUCCAACUCGCUGUACAAGCAGAGCGCUGCGGCUCCCAUCGCCGCGGCAACCUCUGGAGCGACCGUUGGUGCAAUCCCACGCAACGCGUCGGUGCACUCGUUCCGCGCGCCGUUCCUUGCGCCGUCGUCACGCCCCACGUCGUCGUUGUGGUCCCCGCCUUCGUACGCACACCAGUAUGCGAGUAUGCCGCUCGCCUCGCCUUCGCCUACAGCGUCCACCACCGCGUUGCCAUACAACAACAAUAGCAAUGGGACAACUUACCCACCACCACUUGCGCUAGUGCACAAACCCAAGCCACCUCUGCCCUCCACUCGUCUCACCGCACCCAUCCACCCCUCCGAAAAACCAUGGCUUGCCACACGAGAACCACGCACACGCACCUCGUAUUGCCUCACGCUUCUCUGCGUCAUCCUCGGUCUCGCCGGUGCAGGCUUGCUAUGCUUCACCGGCAUCACGUCCGUGAACGUCCUCGACCCAUCACGGCUGUGCAUGGUGCUCGACGAGGAGUUCAAUGGCGGGAGUCUGGAUACGGCUGGUACAUGGAACCGCGACGUUGAGCUAGGAGGGUUCGGGAACGGCGAAUUUGAGAUGACGACGGAUUCGGAUGAUAACCUGUUUUUGAAGAAUGGGGAGUUGUAUAUUAUGCCGACGCUGACGUCGGACAAGGUGAAUAAUAUCUUGGAUGGGGGCAAGUUCACGUUGGACGGGUGUACGACGAGUAAUAAGACGGCGUGCAGUGCGACGUCGGAUGCGAGUAAGGGCACGGUGAUUAAUCCUGUGCAGAGUGCGAGGAUCAACACACAAGGGAAGAAGGGAAUCCGGUUUGGAAAGGUUGAGGUGAGAGCCAAGUUGCCCAAGGGCGACUGGCUCUGGCCUGCGGUGUGGAUGCUACCCACAAACCCAACCUACGGCGCUUGGCCACUGUCUGGCGAAAUCGACAUCCUCGAAGCGCGCGGCAACUCGCCUGCCUACCCGGCCCAAGGUUCCAACUUUAUCCGGUCCUCCCUCAACUACGGCCCCUUCCCCGCCCUAACACACACCAUCUUCGGUUGGUUCUCCCUCAAACGCGGAGACUUUGCCAAAGAGUGGCACGUCUACACGCUGGAAUGGACGGAGAGCUUCAUCCGGAUGAGCGUGGAUCGGACGACGCACACGAUGCUCGAGAUAUCGACGCGUCCGCGCGGGCCAUCGUUCUCUCUUAGCACCGCGCCAAAGGCGUCAGAGAAGAGGAGCUACUGGAACCAGGCUGGCUUUCCUCAGACGGCGAGAAAUGGGAGCGCGGCGGUUGUGGCAGUGACGAACCCGUAUGAGGGUGUGGAUGGGGCGACGCCAGCUGCGCCGUUUGAUAGGGAGUUUUAUUUGGUGGUGGAUCUGGCGGCUGGAGGCACCAGUGGGUGGUUCCCGGAUGGUAAAGGCGGGAAGAUGUGGUUGGAUGGGAGUUUGACCGCCAUGAGGGAUUUUGCUCGAGCGCAAGACACCUGGGCCGCGACUUGGCCGUCCUCACCUGAAGACCGUGCGUUCAGGAUCGACUACAUAAAGAUGUGGGAGGUAUGCCGGUAG
This is a messenger RNA of Psilocybe cubensis, 2397 nucleotides long. RefSeq lists its product as uncharacterized. Lineage: Eukaryota; Fungi; Basidiomycota; Agaricomycetes; Agaricales; Agrocybaceae. The transcript is spliced from 4 exons. Gene Ontology annotation, biological process: carbohydrate metabolic process. The record is from RefSeq and is a predicted model, not a curated record. The coding region runs from base 1 to 2397 and encodes 798 amino acids. Gene Ontology annotation, molecular function: hydrolase activity, hydrolyzing O-glycosyl compounds.